Messenger RNA from Chanos chanos (milkfish), 2193 nucleotides. It is a transcript of the gene picalmb, whose product is annotated as phosphatidylinositol binding clathrin assembly protein b. The coding region runs from base 1 to 2193 and encodes 730 amino acids. Gene Ontology annotation, molecular function: clathrin heavy chain binding; SNARE binding; 1-phosphatidylinositol binding. The record is from RefSeq and is a predicted model, not a curated record. The transcript is spliced from 22 exons. Gene Ontology annotation, cellular component: clathrin-coated pit; clathrin-coated vesicle; extrinsic component of presynaptic endocytic zone membrane. Lineage: Eukaryota; Metazoa; Chordata; Actinopteri; Gonorynchiformes; Chanidae. Gene Ontology annotation, biological process: synaptic vesicle budding from presynaptic endocytic zone membrane; clathrin-dependent endocytosis; clathrin coat assembly.
AUGUCUGGGCAAAGCAUUACCGACCGGAUAACUGCUGCUCAGCACAGCGUUACGGGAUCAGCGGUCUCCAAAACUGUAUGCAAGGCGACAACUCAUGAAAUUAUGGGUCCUAAAAAGAAACAUUUGGAUUACCUUAUUCACUGUACCAAUGAGAUGAAUGUCAACAUCCCUCAGCUGGCAGAUUCACUGUUUGAGAGGACUACCAACACCAGCUGGGUCGUAGUCUUCAAGUCCCUCAUAACAACACAUCACCUCAUGGUUUAUGGUAAUGAGCGUUUUGUUCAAUAUUUGGCCUCAAGGAACACAUUAUUCAACCUCAGUAAUUUCUUGGACAAAAGUGGUCUACAAGGCUAUGACAUGUCAACAUUCAUUCGAAGGUAUAGUCGUUAUCUGAAUGAGAAAGCCGUGUCAUAUCGACAGGUGGCAUUUGACUUCACUAAAGUUAAGCGUGGGGUUGACGGAGUGAUGAGAACUAUGAACACCGAGAAGCUCCUGAAAACUAUUCCCAUUAUACAGAACCAAAUGGACGCUCUUCUGGAUUUUAAUGUCAAUGCCAAUGAACUCACCAAUGGAGUUAUCAAUGCAGCCUUCAUGCUCCUGUUUAAAGACUCCAUCAGGCUCUUUGCGGCUUACAACGAAGGCAUAAUCAACCUGCUGGAGAAAUACUUUGACAUGAAGAAAGUUCAGUGCAAAGAAGGCCUGGACAUCUAUAAGAAAUUCCUCACGAGGAUGACGCGCAUCUCAGAGUUCCUCAAAGUAGCUGAGCAAGUGGGAAUUGAUCGGGGAGACAUACCAGACCUGUCCCAGGCUCCCAGCAGUCUCCUGGAUGCCUUAGAGCAGCACUUGGCCUCCUUAGAGGGAAAGAAAGUUAAAGAUUCCACAGCUGCUAGCAGGGCGAGCACGCUCUCCAAUGCAGUGUCAUCUCUGGCCAGCACUGGCAUGUCUUUCACCAAGGUGGAUGAAAGAGAGAAGCAGGCAGCUCUGGAGGAAGAACAGGCACGGUUAAAGGCACUUAAGGAACAGAGGCUGAAGGAGUUGUCCAAGAGGCCCUCAUUCGCUACCACAGACACCUCUCCAGUGUCCACCACAGGAGGCAGCAUCAGCACCGCUCCUGCCAUAGACCUCUUCUCCACACCCAGCUGCUCCAACGGAGCCCUGAAGAUGGAGAGCGACCUGUUUGACCUGCAGACGACUUUUCAGCCGUCGAUGCAGCCGGGUCCCUCCGUGGCCACAGCCUGGGGAGAUCCUUUCUCUUCUUCUGAAGCUGUCGAUGACUCCAUUCCAAACCUAAACCCUUUCCUAUCCAAACUUGUUGUCGAUGCCGCUCAUCUACCUGUUGUGUCUUCAGACGGUGUUGGUGUUAGUUUUACCUCUAGGACGUCUGGUCAUGAAAUAUUUGGUGAUCAUUACAAUCCCUUUAUUGAUUCAAGCUCAUCUGUAUCAACCAAUUACAAACGCACUGUGCGGAUAGAGAACUUAAUCUCAGAUUCCUUUGGCUCCACAUCCAUGGGCCAGCAUCUCUCUAACCCCUCUCCCUUCCAGUCUGAGCCUUCUACUGUAGCAGGCCUGUUUAGAGGAUACACAGCACCACAGAUCCCUCAACAACACACCUCAGGGGAGCUCCGUGUUGACUUUGAGUCUGUUUUUGGCACGAAAGCAGCCUCAUCAAAUAACCUGGAUGCCAAUGGUGGAAUUUUGAAACCCACUGUGGCCUCAUCCAAUCCGGGCUUGGCUUCCAACAGUCAGCAUCCUGAGAAGCUGGUGUCAGAUGAUUUGGAUUCUUCUCUGGCCAACCUGGUUGGCAAUCUGGGGAUUGGAAACGGUACAACAAAAAAUGAUCUCCACUGGAAUCAACCUGGGGAAAAGAAACUGACUGGUGGAAUGAACUGGCAGCCUAAGGCAGCCCCAUCCACAACAUGGAACCCUGUUUCUAUGCCACCUUCGGUUAUGGCCUUCCCUGCCACUACACCUACAGGAAUUAUGGGAUACAGCAUGCCUCCUCAGAUGGGUUCUAUGACCAUGAUGUCACAGCCCACUAUGAUGUACACUCAGCCGGUCAUACGGCCGUCCAACCCCUUUGGCCCUGUGUCCAGCGCGCAGCCCUCGGCUGCUUCUAGUCCCUCCAGUCAGAGUCCCCUCCGAGCUCCAGGACAGGAUCCCUUUGCACAGCUCUCUCUCAAGGAUUUCUUGUAG